AUGUCUGACUACGGUGGUGACCAUGAGGAGGAGACUUACGACUACGAGCCCGCGGAGGAGGUCGACGACCUUGAGCCCGAAGAUUUCGUAAACCCCGAGGACAUGGAGGGCCAGGAAGAGGGCGAAGGCUACGAAUCAUAUGCGCCAAACGUCAACGGAGACCAAGUUGUCGUCUCAGGCGAUCCCAAUGCCGGUUAUUCGGGGAAGGUCAUGGAACAAGCUCGGGAGAAGAAGGUCCCUAACGAGCAGCGGGCGACUACCCCGUACAUGACCAAGUACGAGAGAGCGCGUGUUUUGGGUACAAGGGCUUUGCAGAUUAGUAUGAAUGCUCCCGUGCUCGUGGACCUCGAAGGCGAAACGGACCCGCUGCAGAUUGCUAUUAAGGAACUCAACCAGAAGAAGAUCCCUCUGAUUGUGAGGAGAUAUCUGCCAGAUGGAUGGUACGAGGACUGGACAUGUGAAGAAUUGCUUUAA
Messenger RNA from Aspergillus chevalieri, 474 nucleotides. RefSeq names its product DNA-directed RNA polymerase core subunit RPO26 (gene RPB6). The transcript is spliced from 4 exons. Bases 1 to 474 code for a protein of 157 amino acids. Gene Ontology annotation, biological process: DNA-templated transcription. Gene Ontology annotation, cellular component: nucleus; RNA polymerase I complex; RNA polymerase II, core complex. Gene Ontology annotation, molecular function: DNA binding; DNA-directed RNA polymerase activity. The record is from RefSeq and is a predicted model, not a curated record. NCBI's taxonomy places the organism in Eukaryota, Fungi, Ascomycota, Eurotiomycetes, Eurotiales, Aspergillaceae.